This is a messenger RNA of Aspergillus sclerotioniger CBS 115572, 1767 nucleotides long. RefSeq names its product fungal specific transcription factor domain-containing protein. The transcript has 7 exons. Gene Ontology annotation, molecular function: zinc ion binding; DNA binding. The record is from RefSeq and is a predicted model, not a curated record. Gene Ontology annotation, biological process: DNA-templated transcription. Lineage: Eukaryota; Fungi; Ascomycota; Eurotiomycetes; Eurotiales; Aspergillaceae. The coding region runs from base 1 to 1767 and encodes 588 amino acids.
AUGCCACCGACCCGCAGACAAAGGCCCAAAGCAGUAGGUGGUCCCCUUAGCCUCAUUCCUGCUUAUAUUGAUAGCUUUUCCAGUGUGAUAGCUGCUGGCAUCGAAAGAUCCGCUGCGAUGAUAGACGAGGGCGAUAGGCCCCCGGUAGACUCGCCCGAGUAUGCGCAGAAUCUCAGCCAUCUGGUCACCCCAGUGACAGAGCCGUUGUCGAAUCACUCGAUGCCAUUCGCUAUAAAUAGCGUUGCUCGCGAUGACUGUUCUACAUCGCAAGCCUCACCGGCCAUCGUGAACCAGCCCCUCGCGCCGCAGCAAUCCCCGAGAAGUCCUCAGGAUCCUGCCACCACUCCGUUGGUGACGUCCCCACUCGUUUUUGGCCUCUCCAAUCACAACCUGCAAGGAGUGGUGACCAUUGAGUCCGCCCCGGCACCGCAGCGCUCCAAGUAUACGGGCAAGAUCUCGACCCAGGUCUUGGCCAAAUCUGCUGAGGAGCUCUUCCAGGAUGAGGACAUUCGCAUUCGAGUCAUGAGGUUUUUCUGUCCCCUGAUGAGCUUUGCCGAAGACAUACCUAUGCCCGCUGCUGCAUACUGCCCCAUCGUCGAGAAGUCUAUCGCUGAUCCCUAUGUCUACGCGUACUUCACAUCUGUCAAUUGUCUUUUUCCAAUACUGUCACGAAGUCAGUUCCUGGCAGAAUAUGAAGCUUUUUACCUCACUAAACAGUCAACCGACGCAGCAUUUGUGUGUUGUUACUACAUGGUGCUGGCUCUAGGUGCGCGAGGAAGCAUGAUGUCAACUGCUCCUACUGACCUUUUCCGUCUUGCCUGGGAGUUAUAUAAUCGUGUUGUGUCUACACCAUAUCUCCAGAGUGUCCAAGUCCUCUUGCUGAUGGCACUGGAAUUGAUAAACUGCAAUAAGGAUGGACAGGCCAUUAUUGCUGUCGGGACAGCGGUGCGAAUUGCCCAGUCAUUGGGCUUACACCGGGGAAUUUCCGCGCAUAAACAGCCCUACGAGAGGGGAUUUGUCGAGAAGGAAUACCAUCUCCGGGCCAGUAUCUGGUGGGUAUGCUAUUGUCUGGACAAAAAGCUCUCAUUUGAGGUAGGCCGGCCAUCUGCGAUCAACGAUAUCGAGUGCGAUGUUGACCCGCCGGGCGAUAUGCCACCGACACCAGUAUCGGACCUUGUCUCACCUGAAGAUGAAGCAUUUUUUGGCCAGUUGAUACGCCUGUGCCAGUUACAGUCCACGAUAAUCACUCAACUCUUCUGCAAAUCAGUGACAGAAGGUGAGGAUACUGCACUGGUCGAAGAAAUAGGGGCCCUGGAUGAAAUGCUGUUGACGUGGAAGGAAAACCUUCCCCAAGCGCUGCGGUUCGACGACCAGCUGGCUGGCGUACACUCGCAAACAAAAUCCAUGGGAUGUGUUCUCCUGCAUUGCAUGUACUACAAUGCGAUGCUGGUUAUCCAUCGUGCAGCAUUAUUCGACAUGGCCCCGCUGCAACCACUCCAACAAAGCCAACCGAGAUUGGUCGCGGCGGAUGUAGUCUGUCUGAACUCGGCUCGUGCCCUUGCCCGAAUCGUCAACGAUCUCGCCAGUUCUCCUUAUAGUUGGCCUGUUAUCAGGUCCACAAUACCCUAUCUUCUGAACGUUUUGUUCACUUUGUAUAUCGGGGUGAUGAGGAAUCCGCGGCAAUGGACUUCGGAUUCGGAUGUUGCCCUUCUCAAUACACUGCGGCACUGCUUCUCAAAAGCGAGCGAUAACCACGUCGCCAUUUAG